CCAUUGCUCAAGGAUACCGGUAAUGGCGGUUGUAAAAUGAAAUACACGUUUGUUGGAUUGUAAAUAAAGUGACGAAAACUAUGGAUUUACAGAAGGGAUGUGUAAAGUUGUGAUGUAUUCAGAGAAAGGCCUUAAUAAUUGCCAAGAGGCUUGUUCAUUUUUGAAUUGUGGAUGACUUUCCGUACUCUUCGAAUGAACCUUUUACUUCAAAAGUAUCGAAUCCUUGGAAAAAAGGGUGAAGGUACAUUUUCUGAAGUUUUAAAAUGUCAACAUAUAAAAGAUGGUACUUACUGGGCCUGCAAGAAGAUGAAACAAACAUACGAAAGUAUUGAACAAGUAAACAAUUUAAGAGAAAUCCAAGCCAUGAGGAGACUAAGUCCCCAUUCCAAUAUCCUGGAACUUCAGGAGGUCAUAUUUGACAAGAAGUCAGGAACAUUAGUGCUUAUAUGUGAAUUAAUGGAUAUGAAUAUAUAUGAAUUAAUUAGAGGAAAAAGACAUUAUUUACCUGAACGAAAAGUUAAACAUUAUAUGUAUCAAUUGUUAAAGUCAGUUGAACAUAUGCAUAGGCACGGUAUAUUUCACAGAGAUGUUAAACCUGAAAACAUAUUAAUUAAAGAAGACCUCUUAAAGUUAGCAGAUUUUGGUUCUUGUAGAAGUGUAUACUCAAAACAACCCUAUACAGAAUAUAUAUCUACCAGAUGGUAUAGAGCACCUGAAUGUUUAUUGACUGAUGGUUACUAUACAUAUAAAAUGGAUAUGUGGAGUGUUGGUUGUGUCUUCUUUGAAAUUCUCAGCUUGCAUCCUCUGUUUCCUGGUUCUAAUGAAGUAGACCAAAUAGCUAAAAUCCAUGACAUUUUAGGGACACCAGAUCCUUCGGUACUCAAUAAAUUAAAAAAGUCACGAGGAAUGAACUUUAAUUUUCCAUCCAAGAAAGGUAGUGGUAUAGAAAGAUUACUGCCACAUGUAAGCACUGAUGCUGUAGAAUUAAUAUAUCAAAUGUGUACAUAUGACCCAGAUGAUAGAAUGUCAGCAAAACAAGCUUUGAGACAUCAGUAUUUCAAAGAUCUCAGGGAUGCUGAUAAGAGGGCAGCCAUGAUGGCCAAAGCAAAACAGCAACAGCAACAACAGCAUGAAGAAAAGGAAAAGAAAACCUUAGAUUUAACUAAACCAGUUCCUCCAACAGAUAUAACCACUUCACCUGAUAUGGAAACAUCACGAUCAGAAAAGAAGAAAUCUGAUUCUGAUGCCAGCAGUAGUACAAUAGUACCUAGUCUACCUAAAGCUCAAUCCUUACCCAGUCAUCCUCAUUUAUUUAAAGAUAGAAAACGAGUACCUAGACGAAAUAAAAAGUUAAUAGAAAGCCAUCAAUUUACAAAUCACACAGGACUUAAUCUUCCGAAAGUUCCAAUGCAUACAGGUUCAAUAAACCCUUCAUUUCAUGCUGCUGCUUUCUCAGGAUCUUAUAGUGCAUUACAUAAUUCUGGAACUAUGUCUUUACUACCAAGUAUAAAUAGUACUUAUAAACCACAUAAAGCAAAUAGUAAAGCAACAAAGAAUAUAUUGAGUACAAACACUUAUCUCCCUUCAUUAGAUCGACGAGGGGCAGGAUUUUAGCAGACUAUUGUAACCAUGACAAUUCUAUAUACAGUUCUGUUGAUGACUGAGAUAUUGUUUGAAUGUGCAGAUGUGAAGCCAUAUUUAGAUAUUCAUUGUUUUGUGGCAGCCAUGUUUUACAAUUAUUAAGCUGCAUCAUUUUAAUAGAAUGUAGUAUUUUUUAUCAAGAAAUCUUCUAUAUUCAGUGCUAUAUCUUGUGAAACAUGGUUCUUAAAGCACCUAAGUUGUUUGCAGAAUUUCUCAGUCAAUAUACAGUAGCUCUUUUAAAUGUGUACAAAUUAAGUAAUUACAGAAUGUAAAUAUCUGUAAGGCUAGUCAUUUUGUUGACAGAAAUUGCUCAAGCAUCUGCCAGUUAUUCUCAUCAAAUGUCCGGAGCUAACUUAAUGUAACAUCUCUUACAGUUCUUCAUGUAUUCACAGAUUUAGUUGAUUCAGCAACCAACUUGUUAUUAACUUGACGUACAGAAAACCAAAUGAUAGUUUAUAUAUGGGAAAUUAUAGAAUAAAAAUGAGUUGGUGCGACAUCAAUUAUUCAUGCAGCAUUGAAAAUUCAAUCUUUCAUUAUACAAACUAAUGACAGGGUAUAUGGUUAUCUUCUUAACUAUAAGAAAUGGACUUGUUCAUACUUAUUUAUAUAUAUAAACAUCAGAACCAUAUAUGUGAUUUUUAGUUUUCAUGUAUGUUUUUUCAAAUGUUCUUGAUUGGUAAUGAAGAUGUUCUGAAAGAAAAUUUGAAUUGCAUUUUUUCGUAUUAUUAAUUUUGCCUAUUACCAAAGGUAUGCAUUCUAUUUACUUCUCAUAUUUUUAAAGGCAUACUGAUAAUAUAUACAGAAUUCACUGUAUAGAUGAUGAUAUGCAAACAAACAGUAGCCAGUGAAGCCCGCCUCCUGGUGCGGGAUUUUCUCGCUGUGUUGAAGACCCAUUGUGCUGCCUUCGGCUGUUUUUUGCUUUUUGGUGAGGUUGUUGUCUCUGUGACACAUUCCCCAUUUCCAUUCUUAAUUUUAGUAAAAUUUUAUAAAGCUUCUUGUUUUAUCUCGAUGCUGUUUUAGGAUUUCAUGGAGAAAAUAUGGAUGGACCUUUCUGGAAGUGAGAGAUAUGAACAUGUGAACAGAGUUUUAAGCUUUAUAUUAGAUUUUUCAAAUGUGCAGGUCUUCAGUGUUUAAUGUAAAGUCAAUGCAGGCAUGUAAUAAACAUGUUCAUGUUGGUUUUAUUGAGGCUUGUUCAAAUAAGUGAAAUAUAUUUGAUAGGUUCUUAGAUUACAAAUUUAUUAUGAGAAUGGUUCUUGCAUAACAUAGACCAUUCCUGAACCUCUAAUCUUUACACUUUUGUAUCCCUUGUUCAGAUUUUCAGGAUUAAAGCAGUGGAAAAUGAUAUAUUCUGUUUGCAUAAAAAAUCAAAUAUUUCUUUAAGAACAUCUUCUUGAGUAGAUUUUUUUUACAUGUUUCUGUGAUCAUGUGUGACAACAUUCUUUUUAGAAAACCAAGUGUUUGAAAUUGUUAGUUAAAUGUAUAACCUAUUUAUUGUGAAGGAUGAUAGAGAAUUUUGUGUGAAAAAGAAUCUAAAUAACAGUAUUCAUUUUAGUUGUACAUAGUAUUAUAUACAUGAUUACUGACAAUGCAUUUAUAAUGUGUAACUAACUGUGAUUUGUCAUUUAUAUGGUGCCAUUGUUUAAGUCAUUCCAAAUACUGGCACCUUUAUUUUUUUGUUUAUAUUUAUGGGGAGAGGUGUCUUAUUCAAUCCUCAUAUUCAGGGUACAACUUAUAUAAAAGGUUUUAGUUUGUUUUACCUUUAAUUUGGGCACAAAAGCAUUAAUUAUUUUUGGCGCAAUUGAAAUCCUGCAUUUUAAAAAAAAUUAGCACAAUUGCAAUAUGCCCAAGUAUUCUUUAUAAGAUGAAAUCAUAUGCAAAGCUUGAACAACUUCUAUUUUGUAAGAAAUAUUUGUUCAAGAUCAUAGAUGAAUUUCAUAAUAACUUAGAUAUAAAAUGAAACAUGGAACUCUCUUUCAGACAUGAUAAUAGAUAUAUAUUUUAGGUAUACAAUUCCAAACACUGAAUGAAGAAUUUUGUUGAUUAGGGUGUCAAAAUUUAAGUAAUUUUUGCUGAAGAAAAAAAUUGUAGACUUAUAAAAAUAGACCUACAUCCAGAAUGCUAUAUAUCUGAAUAUUUGGGAGGUGAAAAUGGAUCAUCAACAAGAUUUAGCUGCUUAAAUAUAUAAAUCCAGCAGGAGAAAAACAAGAAAUUCAAUGGAUCACCAUAUAGCUGUCAACAAUGGGACACUGCUUAUACCAGUGAUAUUCAGUGUUUCGUGUAAGACCUUUUUGGUAGUGAAGGUCAUGGUAUAAAUAACUCUGAUUAUGCAGCUCAUCUAGUGUAGUUUAUUCUUAUUAGGUUUCGUUUCGUAGAGCUGAUGACUGCCAUAUGAAUACGGUAUAUUUUGCAUGAUUUUGAUCUACCAUAAUCUAAAUUGUAUUCCACAAAAAAGCAAUGUAUAUAUUUUAUAUUUAUUGCAACAGAGAGCAUUUUAAGAAAAGUUACAUGGACGUUAUGCUGAAUGAUACAGCGAAUUAUUUUAAAUGUUCAAUCAGUGUACAAAUCUAUGUAUCAUUUAGAGAACAUAUUUUAGGUGACUUUUCAAUGGCAUCAACCCUGUGAUUAAAUGUUAAUUAUAUGUAAAUUUUAUUUUUGUUAAUUAUGUUAGUGCCAAAAGCUUUCAGUUUUCUAUAACCUUUGUGUAACCUUCAGAUCAUGUUAGAAGAAUUUCUUCUUGUUAUGGAAAUGUUAUAGUUUCCAGCAACUCAGUUAUGUAUAGUUUCUUUGUUACAUUAUCAAUUUGAAUUUUAUUAAUUCUUUUUAAAAUGUUGCAUUUUAUACAUAUAAAUUUAAUGUCAAUUACAAAAAACCAGGGAUUUUUAAAACAUUUUAUUUUAUAAAGAGAAUUAAAGAUUACAUUUAUAUUUGCAAAAAUACAGAAUAGUUUGACAAACUAAACUAAUUUUAGUAAAUCAUGAUUAGUUUAAGAUGAAAUGGUUAUACUACCAAAGCUAAUACUUUGAAAGAAUUUUUAUAGAAAUAUUUCCUUUUCUUAUGUCAUUCAAAAGAGGAGGUAAGUUUUGAUAUUUUAAUAUGACAAAAAAAAAUCUUAACCAAGUAUUUUAAUAUUUCCAGUUACUGUACACAAAUUCUUUAUUUUUUUUAAGAUAAAUUUUUAUGAUUUUUUGGACGAGGCAAACCACAAAUUGCAAGUCCAUAUUAAAAUUCUUAUUGAACACCUUGACUACCAACAUUUGAACAGGAAACAAAAUGUGAACAGUAUUAAAAGGACUAAGUGCCUUGUUAAAUAAAUGUAAAUGUAAGUUGAGAUUGUAUUGUGUCAUAUCAGUAUUGUUAACACUUUGAUAUUUUGAUCAUGCUAAUAAAUUGGGUAUCUUGUUAAAUAACCACAUAUACUCUCAGUUAGUUAAAGCAGUAUAUAUGUUUUGAGUAUAUAUGUUUCAGAGUUUAGUGUGAUGUCCAUUUUCUCUGAACUAGUACACAUUUUCGGGUGCAGGAUUUUCUCGAAGACCCAUUUGUGGCCUUUGCUGUUUUCUGCUCUUUGGUUGGGGGGUUGUCUCUUUGAUACAUUCCCAGUUUCCAUUCUCAAUUUUAUUUGAGUCAUUGAGUUUGAAGAAACACUGCAGCUAUCUAAUUUAAAUUUAAAAAGUAAAGUUUUAUCAGAAAGAAAAUAACAGCAAUAUCUUUAAUAAUUUAUUUUGACUUGUUAAUAAUUUAGAUUUGGAUGUAACACAUCUUCUAAUUGGCUGAAAGAUUAUUGUCUAUCAGCUCAUAGACAUAAUUUUGUCAUGUGACCAUGAUGUCAUCAUCAUUUUUUCAUGAUUUUCUCCUUAAAAAUGGAAUUUAGAAUUAGUUAUAAGGAAUGACUGUAAUGUCUUUUCUAUCUAUUAGAAAUAACCUAAAAAAUGUGGUGCACACUUUUAAAUAACCCACUAUGCAGGUUAUUCAGUGUGCACCACAUUUUUGAUGUUAUUUCUUCAUAGACAGAAAAAAAUACUAGUCAUAACUUAAAUAAAUUGUUUUGAAAUUUGUAAUUUAUUUAUUUAACAAGCUUACGAUAUAACCACAUUACAACCACUUCGUGUGUCAACUCAAGUUUGAUUUCCACUGUGAUGGGUAAUACCAUUCACAAGUUAUAAUUCUUGAAAAAUAUUUGAGAAAAAUUACUAGUAAACUUUUAUUUCACAAAUUAGUGCUUUUCUGAAUGUUAUUACACUUUUUCUUUCUAAAUUUAUGCCUAAUGUAGUGGUUAAAAAAGUGGUUAUAUUAUUUUCAAUGAUAAUUUAAAUACUGUUUUAGACUUAAUUGGUCUAAGUUUGCAAAUCCAUUGUUAAAGGUUAAACAUUGGUUAAGUUUGCUGUUGGUUAUGAAAAUUCAAUAAAGUAUUGUUGUUAUAUAUAUUUAAAUAUAUAUCUAGACAGCAUGGAAUUCAGGGAGCGUCUUUUGGUUGUGUAAGCUUUUUAUUUGUUUAUUCAAUUGAUUUAUUAUUAUUUUUUGGCUUACAUAUUUUAGAACAUUCUUGCAAAUCUUUCCUCUUUAUUUUCACUUUUUAAAAAGUAAUUCUUGGUAAAAAUGUAUUGUUUUGUAUUUGUGUAUAGACUUUUUGAAUUCUUUCAGUCUUCAAAUAUUGAGUUAAAAGUUCUUUUUUCAACUUAUUUUUCUUAUAUUUUUUCAAAUGUUCCUUACAUAAACACAAUUAUUUUCAAAAUUUUACUGCAUUUUAACAAAAAAAAUGAUUCUGCAGAGAAAUAUUGUCAUUGUUAUUGGCUGAUUACAUUCUACACAAUGAAACCAAAAACACUGAUGAGACAUAUUAUUAUUUUUAAUAUUCACAUAUUUAACUUUUCAUUCUCUUUUAAAUUCUGCAAAUUAAUGUAUAAACUUAUUUUACAUUAAGUUUAUUUUUAGAAAACAAAACAAAAAAACUCAAAUAAGAAACAUACUGUCUCCCCUGUUCCUACUGUUAAUGAAAAUCAAUCGCCGUCCAACAUUUUAUAUAAGUUUUUAUUUUAAUAUGUGUUUUUAUUUCUUAUUCUGUGAUAUUGAAGCAGUGUAACAUAUCAUUUUAACUUGGUUAUUAAAUUAUUUAAAGUCCUACUUGAAAGGAAAUGAUUAAAAAAAUCUAUAUACUG
Messenger RNA from Mytilus californianus (California mussel), 6794 nucleotides. Its product is annotated as MAPK/MAK/MRK overlapping kinase-like. Gene Ontology annotation, biological process: protein phosphorylation; intracellular signal transduction. The record is from RefSeq and is a predicted model, not a curated record. Gene Ontology annotation, molecular function: ATP binding; protein serine/threonine kinase activity. The coding region runs from base 172 to 1614 and encodes 480 amino acids. The transcript has 13 exons. Gene Ontology annotation, cellular component: cytoplasm; nucleus. Lineage: Eukaryota; Metazoa; Mollusca; Bivalvia; Mytilida; Mytilidae.